This is a messenger RNA of Medioppia subpectinata, 2424 nucleotides long. NCBI's taxonomy places the organism in Eukaryota, Metazoa, Arthropoda, Arachnida, Sarcoptiformes, Oppiidae. The record is from the annotation of a GenBank genome assembly.
CCAUACCUACUGUUCAUCGAUGAGCCGACCACUGGUCUCGACACACACUCAGCGCUCACUUUAACCCAAUGUUUGCGACAACUGUCCCGCAAAAACAAUAUGUCAAUCAUUACGUCCAUACAUCAGCCCAAUAAUGAUUUAUUCAAUAUGUUUGACAACAUCUAUGUGUUGGCCAACGGAGGGGUUUGUCUGUAUUCAGGAGUUCCCCAUGGAUUGAGACAACGGCUCAGCGAUUGUCAGAUUGAGUGCAAUGAAAAUCAAGUGCCGAUUGAAGUAUUGAUAACAUUAAGUUUCAAUGGACUGAUGGAUACAAAUGUUAUAACACUUUGCGAUAAAACACGCGAAUUGACUAUAAAUAUGGAAAACACGGUUCAAAUGAAUGAGGGAUUUAAGUUCGUUGCGAAACCACAACUAUUGCUAUUCAUUGGCAGUAUUAUAUUUAUGGCGAACUGUUUUAAUAAAAACAUCGGUCGAGCGGAUGGUUGCGUACAUAUCGGCGGACAGACUAAUAAAACCUGUAUGGAAAUAGAGGAUGAGAAAACCGUUUGGAUACAUGCUUGCGUUAUUUGCGUCGGUUAUGGCGUCGAUAUGCAAAUUAUUAUUUUGGAGAACAGCAAUAUUAUGGAUACAAUCGAUGCCCACAUUCUGAGCCAGAACAAUUAUUUGAACAAUACGCCCGAUGAUAAUAUUAGCGGCUGUGCGGCAGUAAACUCACUAAAUGCUUUGAUGGGUCCGUCGGGUGCCGGGAAAACAAUGUUAUUAAAAUGUCUCAACGGCCAGAAUAACCGAGGGUUAAGUACCGACACUAAGUUUUACGCCACGAAUAGACUCAGAUAUAAGACUUGUUUUAUAAUGUCAGAGGUUUGGGAACACCUGUUGCCGGGACUGACUGUACGACAGACACUGUUAUACGCGUCGCGACUCAAGAACUCCGGGAUUUGUAUUGAAUUAAAUCACAAUAAAAUUGUGACGGAUUUGAUGUCAGAGCUGGCGAUCGGCGAUACGGCAGACAAUUGGGUCGAGACGUGUAGUGGAGGCGAACAGAAACGUAUAGUAAUUGCCUGUGAAUUGACUUCACAUAUAAAGCCCAAUAUGUUAUGCAUUGACGAACCGACGAGUGGUUUGGAUAGUAAUGCCGCACAAGUGAUAAUAAACUGUUUAAAAGUGUUGUCGCGAAAGCAUGGGAUGACAAUCAUUGCGUCCAUACAUCAGCCAAAUUACGAUUUGUUUCACACGUUUGACAGCAUCUAUGUGUUGGCCAACGGAGGGGUUUGCCUGUAUUCAGGAGCGCCGCACCGAUUGAGACAACAUCUCGCAGACAAUGGCAUCGAAUGUCAGGAAAGUCAGGUGCCUAUCGAUGUGUUAAUAAAAGUGGCAUCGGAUACGACACUACUGGCAACCAUUGGUGUCAAUACCGGCCACACGUAUGACAAUGGCGUGCAUUUAGACGCAAACAUACUGUCGGCAAACAUGCGUUUAAUAGCCCAACCGUCGAGUAUAUCAAAGCGGUUCGCUGUGCGGGACACGUAUUACCUGUUGGGCCGUAUGAUAAGCCACGGAUGGCAGCGACCGCGCCAAUGGGUGUCCCAAUUGUUGCAGUUUAUAUUAUUGCAGUCAUUGGCGUUGCUUAUGGUAUACACGGCCAGUGACGACAUGAUAGCGCCAGACGGUUGCGUAGAGCUGUCAUUUGGCGCCGACUGUACGCAAAACGAGCGCGAUAUUUAUGACGAGAAACAAAUUAAGCAUAAUAUGAAAUUUAAUUUUAUGUUACUCCUAAUAGUGGCGUUUAUCGCGUUAAUUGUAAUGUCGGUCACUUUUGGAGCCGACUUUUGCGUAUUCCGUGGCCAACAACAUAAUGGUACGUACAUUAUGCAGAUACUACGUGGCUGGUAUAGCACCGGUGCGUAUCUAUGGAGCCGUACAAUCGUCGACCUGAUACCGGUGUUCAUAUCGGUGCCAGUGUUCUGUUGGAUUGCAAACCUAUACAAUACAUAUACACACUAUGUAAUGACGGUAGCGCUCAAUUUGCUAGUAAUAUUGUGUAUGCAAAGUGUUGCCCAAUUAUCGGCCCUGGCGUUCGUUAAUGAGCCUAAACUGGGCCUCACAUUAGCCAUAAUAGUAUUUGUUGUGACGGCAACGUUGGGCAACAAUCUAAUCUCGGUGAAACAACUUCAUUAUACGUUACAAGCGGUUAGCCAAUUAUCUUGUAUACGUCUGGCCUACGAAUGCCUUAUGAUGACAAUAUACGGCUUUGACCGUUGCCAGGGUAACCAGAUGUCCACUGUGCUGUACGCCAUGUCAAUUGACGAUGAUGAAUUUUGGCCAAAUAUAAUUAAUUUGGUGUUGGUUACUGUGACGUUAAAAGCGUUAACAUUUGUGUGUACUUUUCUCAAAACGUAUAAAUUCGGGCGCAGAAAGUUUUAA